AAAUAAACGCAACAAACGAGCGAGCGAGAAACAGACGACGGGGGUACCAAGUUUCAUUAUCGUACAUUAUUAUUAUGUAGUGUACAAAGUUAGUUUAUAUCACGAAAUCUAAGAGUGAACAAGUUUGUGCUGCCGUUUGCUUUUGCGAUAAAACUCGAAUUUCAUAAAAACAAUUAGAAGUUACAGUGCGUUUUGUAACAUAUGUCAUAGACAAGUAACGUUUUAAAACAUUUUUGAUCUAGUUUUAAGUGAUUGCUCGAUCGCGAUGAGGCGAUGGUACCAGAAACGAAACCGAAAGUAAAACUGACGGUUCCGCAAUAAUCUCCGUUUCUCGAGAGAUGUUUGGUAAUAGGUAAUUUUCUCCCGCCGCGAUAGCAAUGAGCGGCGAUACGGUCACGGUUUGCACGUCGCCCCAGUCUUCGUCGCAAAAGCAGUUUACGUCGCGUAUCCCUGUGGUAAGCCCGAAUCCGCUGCGGCGCUCGUUCAGCUUACGCGAAAGAAAAUCUAGCGAUUCUUUCCUGUCGUCGUACGAACAUUCUGCUGUUAUUAUCGACAGUAGUACUACUAAACAACAAAAUCAUUCACAUCAUCAUCAUCAUCAGCAUCAUCAUCAUCCGUUUGUCAGUAACAGCAAUGGUACAGAUGUAAACCGCAAUUCGAUCUACUGGAACGAUUUGGAAAACGGUCACCUGGAAAAGCGCGUCGACAGGACUCUGCCCGGAAAAACUGCCUCGCGUCAGUCCAGUUCGGCGUCGGUGGCGCUUCGACGCGGGACGUCGUUCAUUGAAAGGGGCGAGAAAGUGUCACGACGGAGCUUUGGUGGCAGUUAUGGUAGAGUGAGAGCGGCGUCGUCAGUUGCGUCGACGACGCCGUCAGCCGCCGUCACGACGGAGUCCCGACCGACGGGGGGCCCGUCGGGCCCCCCCAACAGGGAGACCAGCACGCCGCAUCAAUCGCCCAGAACCAGGAGCAUGUCAUUGUCGAUUUCGAAAACGCAAUCGUCGACGCCGGUGUCGGUGAGAUCGCCGGCUGCAGAUAUCGUAUCAUCACCACGGACGCCUCCGUCGUCGCCAGAAGCGCGUCAUCGAAACCUACGGGAUUGGGACGCGGAUAGCGUCACUAGCAGCAUUAGCAAUAUCAGCCUGGCUUCCUGCGAACACGCAACCGUUGCGAGAAACGGCACUACUUUCUCAGGACGAAGCAUGAAGUACGUGGUGCAUUGUUCGGAACACUCGGGAGCCGGAGAGGACUACCUCACGCCCACUCAGAGGGCGCAUAGACAAGUGAAAAGACUGAAGAUGUUGCUGCAACAGGCGCAAAAGGAACUCGAGCAAAAGGAUAGCGAAAUACUGAAGUUGACCAAAGAAGUGGUCGAAUUGCGAUUAUACAAGGCCGCCCUUAAUUCUCCGGAAGACAGAUCUACGAGUAGUGAUGCCGUGACAGUGAAGGAAAAUACAAGCGAACAAGUGACGCCGAUAGCCGAUCAUUUGGAAAAUGGUCCGGUAGUUGAAAUGGGAGGAGGGGGAGGGUUACAACUGGCCAACGAUCUCAGCAGUUCCUGUGCAGAUUCCGGCCAUUUUGAAGAUUUCACCAAUUCCUCGGUCCAUUCGAAAGAUUCGAUCUGUGGCAGUGAAGAACCGUUAUCUUCGAAUCGAAAAUUGUUUCCACGGGGAGAGACAGCUGAAAAGAGUGUGUUGGCCAAUUUGGGUCCCAGGGACGUUGAAUCGGAACAUAAUCGCCUGAUAGUGGAAUACGAAAGACGCAUCCAAGAACUGGUCAGAACCCAUGAAGAAGACUGUCAUCAAAUGAAGCAAAAACACAACGACAAAGUCGAAGAAUUGCUUCAGAGAUUGAGCGAAAUAAACGCAAGAUAUUGGGAGUUAGUUCCGGAUUUGGAAGCGGCUCGGGAGAGGAUCAAAGAAUUGGAACAACAGUUGGAGGAUGCUUGUAAAAAGCUAGAAGAGCAGGAACAAAAACACAAAGAAGGCUACUUGAAGAUGUACGCUCAAGAGCAAGAGGCUGCCAAAACGGAACAGGAUAAACAGCAGGUAACUGAACUGGCCCUGAAAAAACCGUCGCGCCUAUCCGUACCCGAACUUCUACACCAACUUCAAGUAACUCAGCAAGAAUUAGAAAACGUUAAGGACUUAGAAUUCGCCUCAUCAUCUAAACAGCCGCUACUAAGUGCAAAAGAGGCUGUUGCACUUUGGGUUCUAGGUGCUCGUAAGGCAAUGUACAAACAGUUGUUACAGGCGAAGAGUUGCGCCAGUAAAAUAGAUCCGGAAGUGACGUUGCAAUUUUUGAAGUCGGCAAUUUAUUAUUUCCUUACCGACAAAGAGAACAACCAGGGUCAUUUAAGGGCCAUCCAAAGUAUUCUGGGAUUCACCGAGAGUGAGAUUAGUAGUAUAGAUAAGGCUAGGCAUUCGUGACUGUUAAAUGUUAAAUUUAUUUUUGCUCUUGUCUCUUGUAUUAUCUUUUUGCGCUUCGAUUGGGUUCUGCGCAUUCAAAAAGUUACCUUUUUAAUUAGAAAAUUAAAGAAAUAUAUAAGCGAACAACAAAAAAAAGUUCUUGAGUACCUAAAUCAAUUUUUGUAGUUACGGGGUUCUUUCAAAAAGUAUUUGAACAUUUCAAGAAGAUAGUGAUUGGUUGCGAAAGGUGAAUAAUAAGAAAGGGUUUAAUUGUAAAAUAAUUCUUCAAAAAAGGGUGAAGGAUUUAUAAAAAUCAAUGUAUAGGAAUUGUUGUGUAAUGAAAUAAUAAACACAAUCAAUUAGUUAUAGCUAAAGUAAACUGUAAAGUUGAAGACUGAUGAAGACCGACGAAAUUUUUGACUUACUAAAAUACAAAAUUUUAUUUUAUUUCGUCAUCUUUGCAAAAAAUUGUUUUUUUUUUCUCAAGUACUUACAUUAUAAUUUGUAUGUUGCAGAACCCAUUUUAUAGUUAUUAGUUAACAUUAAAACGUUAAAAAAAGGCGAAAUAUUUGCGCUUGUUCCUAAUUAAUUAAAGAAAAAGUAAAUUAUGUGAUUAUUCUACCAAUAAGUGUGCUGAGCGAGGUUGUUUACUGUCAGAGUGAGCUAGUUUAUAUUUAUAACUUUAUUCUUUUUUGGGGAUUCAAAUAUAUGUAUUUAUAACGAUUAUGCUACAUCAUAAGUGCACUUUAGGCAGUUUUGAUUAUAGAAAUACACUUCAUAAUAUAUCGUAUAUAUUAAUUAUUUAGAUGAAAAAUUUCGGUUGCUCAUAAAAGCUUUCGUUAUUGUUAGUAUGCAAAUUAUAAUCUUAAGGUUUGGACGGUUACAGUAGCAACAGUUUAAUAUAUAAUAAAACUUUAAAAGAAAUAAAUUAAAAAAGAUAUAAUAAAAAUCCAUCUGCGUGGAAUUCUCAACUACAUUGAAUAGGGUAAAAUCAAUUCGUCUGCUUUUUUACUGUUUCUUUUGGAGUUAUAAUCACUGUAUCUAUUUGCAGAUAAUUAAUAUUUAAGGGUUUUUUUAUUUCCUCAUCGUUGUUUGGUCGGUGGAGUGCAAUACUAAAAAGGAAACUAUUUCUCUACAUUGCAAAUGAUAUAGAGCGUAGUUCUUCUGGUUAUCUAGAAUUACUGGUAUAAAAAAAUACCUUGCAUAAUCUAUUUUUAAGCCUCUUGUUACAUAGAAGCAUUAGUAUUUGUUGUCAUAUAAGAAAUGUUACAUUUUUUUUUAAGAUACCAACGAAUAUUAUAACAGCAGUUAUUUCCAUAAAAUAAAAAUAUUCUGGAGGUAA
Messenger RNA from Agrilus planipennis (emerald ash borer), 3750 nucleotides. It is a transcript of the gene qtc, whose product is annotated as myosin-3. The transcript is spliced from 11 exons. Bases 378 to 2429 code for a protein of 683 amino acids. NCBI's taxonomy places the organism in Eukaryota, Metazoa, Arthropoda, Insecta, Coleoptera, Buprestidae. The record is from RefSeq and is a predicted model, not a curated record.